This is a messenger RNA of Penicillium lagena, 1254 nucleotides long. RefSeq lists its product as uncharacterized. Bases 1 to 1254 code for a protein of 417 amino acids. The record is from RefSeq and is a predicted model, not a curated record. NCBI's taxonomy places the organism in Eukaryota, Fungi, Ascomycota, Eurotiomycetes, Eurotiales, Aspergillaceae. The transcript has 2 exons.
AUGAGAUCCUCCGCGCGAACACUUCCCGAAGGCCAUGGCAGUCUUUACAAGGAACCGGCAGCAAUCCCUCCACGAGCGCACAAUUCUCGAAUACCCCCCCCCACAUAUCCCGCCUUCGAAGCGUCCUAUCUGGACCAGUCGCGAGCUCUCCUCGAGAGCCAGCGAGCGAACUUUGAGGCAGAGAGGGCGCUCUUUGCACAGGAAAGACAGCUGUGGGAGAAGGAGCGAAGCGUCUUGAAGUCGAGGAUUGCUGAAUUGGAGUCGUUGCUUAAGGGCCAAGGGGUUUCGGUGACUACAUCGACCGUCACCUCUCCCCAGCCGGUGUUUGGCACACCACAGUAUAAUGGGACGACAGGAACGCUGGACGGCGGUCUGGCCCUCACCUCGGCGCAGGUGUGGGAAGGGUCGAGCCCUGGCGGUCGACCAACCCGUGUAUUUUUGGAAGCAGAGAUCCCAGAUCCAAGCCACUUGCCGCCGAUCCUCGAAGGGUCAAGUAACAACCCGCCCUCCCUUGAUGCGGCACUCUCUUCGCAGUUCCGUGCCAGUGAUCCCUCUGGCUUGACCGGCAUCCCAGUGCCGAUCGAAAAGCUUGACAGCAGGCUGGACGGGAUUACGCUCAAGUCGACAGCCUUGCCACCUGGGAUCGUGGCGCGGGUGAUCACUCCGCCGUCCCCAUCGCCCCUUGAGAAUACAUCUUCGCCUGCGACCGCCCUUUCUCCAGGGUCUGCAAGGCCGAGCGCCGAGCAUCGAAACAGUCUCAAACUGAAGCUCUCCGAGCUAAGUCAUCCCAGUGAGAACUUGGUGAGGGACGCCGGUCACACCCCAAUGGCAGUCAUCGAGGGCGACCCCAGCCAGCGAACCACCCAGGAGGCUUCCCCUACUGAGAAGCCUGAAGAGGAGGGUCUCUUCGAGGGCGAGGAGGCCCCUCUUGCACCCACGGUUACCAAAUCUACGCAGCCUAUUGAGACUUCGGACUCAUAUUUUCCCGAUCUGCCCGACGACCCGGCCCUCAAAGGGCCGCUUGGUCUCACCAAUGACGAAAAAGAGGAUAACAGCUUCCUCACAGAACUCGAUCAAAAACUCCUGGAUCAGGCCAGGCGGAUCCUCUCCACUUCGUCAGGGUCGGGCGGCGACCCGAAUGAAACUGAUCCGGAAGACCUUGCCAGCCAGGGUGAGGCGGAUCCGGAGAUCAAGUUCAAGAAUUCAACCAACUUUGGCACUGCCUUCGGACUAUCGAACUGCGGUGAAAUCUGA